This is a messenger RNA of Pediculus humanus corporis (human body louse), 1152 nucleotides long. RefSeq lists its product as uncharacterized. Gene Ontology annotation, cellular component: cytoplasmic microtubule. The record is from RefSeq and is a predicted model, not a curated record. Bases 1 to 1152 code for a protein of 383 amino acids. NCBI's taxonomy places the organism in Eukaryota, Metazoa, Arthropoda, Insecta, Psocodea, Pediculidae. The transcript has 2 exons.
AUGUUUUUACCACCUAAACCGCAUAAAAUUGAUUACAUUAAGGAAAAUAAAAGAAAAUUAAAGGAAAUAUCAAGUAUGGUUAAUCAAAACAGGAGCAGAUCUAGAAUAAGUAUGACAAAAUCGAAAAACUCUCAAAUUGAAAUCAGCAAGUAUGUAUAUUCUUCGAGUGCUCUUAGAGAAAACAAACAUUUAUCAAGUUCGAGAAGUAAGUUAAGUACCAAAGGAUCAAUGGCGAUAUUCAUGCAUGAAAAAAGAGAUAAGGGAAGUGUAAGCAAUGCUUCUUUGUCAAGUAAAAGAAAAUCAUCUCAUAAAUCGAUAUCAGUGAAAAAUCAAAGUUGUCAAACAAUUGAUCCAAGAAGAUGUGAUCAAUUAUUCUAUGAUGGUGUCAUUAAAUAUCCAUCAAACAAAAUUUUACUAGAGUUAGCAGAAAUAGAAAAACAAAAGGCUAAUAGAUUAGAUGCUCAUAUUAAAAAGGAAUUUUUCAAAAGGAAUAAAGUGAAGCUAAAAAAUCCCAAUAAAAUACCCAUUUUAUCAAAGGGUAAAAACAAAGAUUCUGAGAAAGGUGAUGGAGGAGGAGAAGAGCAUCCCGAAGAACCUGAAGAUGAAGAUGAGGAGGAAGAUGAAGAUAAUGAUAAUGAUGAUGAUGAUUAUGAAGAAACUGAAAAUCAAAAUGAUAAAGAAAGUGUUAAAAAUGAGAAUGCAGUAAACAAUUCGUUAGUUACCUCGAAGCAACCAAAAGGAUCACCUCCUGUUUUGACUAUGUGUGCUGCUGAUAUAAUAAGGAAAACGACAGAAAAUUUUAGCAGUCCUAAAAAGGAAAUAUUAACAGAUGUUCAUACACCUAAUAAUAAAGGAGAUUCAAAAGUUGUUAAAAAAUUAUCAAAAGAAGAACAAGAAGCUUUGAAGGUACCAUUGGAUCCCAAUUGUCCACCAGGUCAUAUUCCUUUACCUGAUGGAGACAGAAAAAAAACACUUCACAUGUUAAGAGUUAGUCAUGUAGAAUUAGUAAGAGAAAUGAAUUUAUUACCAGUGAGAACGGAUACUUUAAGAGUAAGGCAGAGAAAAAUGCAAUUAGAAGCACAGCUAAAUAAAAUAGAAGAGGGUAUUAAAGUAUUUAAUAAAUCUAAAGUUUAUGUUAAAAUUGAAGAGUGA